AUUUUCUAAAGUGAGGAUUUCGUAUGGAUUUUUUAAUUUAUUUCACAGGUCCACAUUCAACAUUAUCGUAUCUAAUGUUGAAACAGCACCUGGAAACACCAAAUCCAAAUUCACCAAAUCUGUCCGUCUGUUCGUCAGGUCAGCCUCGUCCAAUACACAACGAAGGAUAGAAAGCAGCUAUGAGUUUUCUAGCGGGAAGAUUAGCAGGAAAAGAAGGAGCCUUCUUUUUCCAGGAAUCCAAACAUGCCGUUAACCGCCUCGCAGAGAAAUCCGCCACCACCGUCAAGAACCUCCCACCACCCUCCUCCUCCUCCGCAAUAGAGCACGAAUCCCAAGCCGAUGUGCUUCCCGAGGUCUUAAGACAUUCCUUUCCUUCCAAGAUCUUCGGCAAGCCGUACGAACCGUCUUCUCUGUCCACAUCAUCCAAGUGGGCCCUACCAUCUGAUCAUUCAAAUAGUAGUUCAACCGUGUCCCCUGAUGUUCUCAAUCCUCUCCGAGCUUAUGUUUCCCUCCCUCGGGUCACUUUUGGUCCCAAAAGAUGGGAAUUGCCGAGCGAGGAGCACUCGGUACUGGCGUCGACGGCGAAUGAAAUGCGAAAAGACAGAUAUACCACUAUUAAUCCCGAUAAAUUGAAGGCCGCAGCCGAGGGGCUUACUUAUAUUGGGAAGGCAUUUGCGGUUGCAACUGCAAUUGUGUUUGGGGGCGCCACUCUGGUAUUUUCUUUGGCAGCGUCCAAGCUAGACCUCCGUAAUGGUGAUGAUAUCCGAACUAAAGGGAAAGACCUGGUUCAGCCAAAACUUGAUGUCAUCAGAGAGCAAUUUGUGCCUUUAAAAACUUGGGCGGAAGAUACAUCGAAGAAAUGGCAUCUUGAUAGGCAGGAAGAUGUGAAAGAGAAACCUAUGGUCAAGGAGCUUGCUAAAAUUCUGGGCGCCAAAACUUCCAACUGAUUUCUGUGUAACGUUUUCGUUCAUGCAAAUAAUGUGGAACAGUGAUGAUGGUGGGUUUUCUUAAAUAAAAGAUACAAGGUGAAAAUGUUGUAUCAUCAAUCAAAUGUCAUUCAAGUUCUCGUGUGCAUUUUGCUGCAACAAUGCCGUGAGUAUUUAUCUGGAAAGUGUAUUAUCUAAAA
Messenger RNA from Populus nigra (black poplar), 1126 nucleotides. RefSeq lists its product as uncharacterized. The record is from RefSeq and is a predicted model, not a curated record. The transcript is spliced from 5 exons. The coding region runs from base 180 to 947 and encodes 255 amino acids. Lineage: Eukaryota; Viridiplantae; Streptophyta; Magnoliopsida; Malpighiales; Salicaceae.